This is a messenger RNA of Gregarina niphandrodes, 426 nucleotides long. RefSeq lists its product as hypothetical. The transcript has 2 exons. The coding region runs from base 1 to 426 and encodes 141 amino acids. Lineage: Eukaryota; Apicomplexa; Conoidasida; Eugregarinorida; Gregarinidae. The record is from RefSeq and is a predicted model, not a curated record.
AUGUAUAAGCCCCUUGAGGGUCAGAUUGACGCUAAUGCGAGCGAGUUGCUGAUCGCAUGUAUUAAUAAGUUGCUGAUUGAGGUGUGUAUUAAGGCUCGAGAGAAUUCGAUUCAGCGCCGUUCGGGCGUGAUAGAGUACAGGGACAUGUUGAUGGCAAUUAUCGGUUCGAACGGGUUCAUGGCUGAGUUAUGGGAGAAGCAUGGGCGCACAUCGACGUUGGAGUCGUUGACCCUCCCGGGUCGCUGGGACCGAGCGGGUGCCACAUGGAACCACCCUGCAGUACCGAGUGGGGGGGACAAAUUGGAGAGCCAAGCGGUGAUCAGUUGUCUGGCUGACGAGAUCAAUGCUUUGAACGAUACUCUUUCUUAUCGCCGGUUCGACAGCAAGAGGCUGCAAAGGAACAAACGGCUGGACAACAAAAUGUAG